GCUAGUCACCUAACAACCCUGUCAAUUUUCCUCGCACAGAUUCUGUGGACAGACCCUGUGGAAGCGUUUACAAUCUUUGAUUGUUGCAGUUAACUUGAUCAAUCGCGGCAUAAUGAAUACAAUCAGAUCAACUUGGUACUUCUUCCCCGCGAACUGACGGCUUGUCUUGGAUGAAGUUAGAGAGGUCAUAAUUUGACUACUGGCUAACAUUUACGCUUCUCUAGGUAUGGCUGGGGUAUGUUGUGUGUCGCCGGAGGUGGAGCCUACUACUUUGCGAAGAAGUCCAUCAACGCGGAUCGAGCAGCACGGUUCGAGGCAGAACAAACGAAACAAGCUCGACUGCGAAGAAUAGAAUCAUCCGUCUACAAGGAGCCGUCGUCCAAGUCAAAAGGCAAGGCCAAGGCCAAUUCUUACCCCGAAGUCCUCGAUCACGCCGGCAGUCCCAGCAGCGAAAUCAGUGAAGAGGUAGCCGCAGUCAGUCAUGCGCCUGUCACUGGAGAGCAACGUGUUCGUGAGAGGAGCAAGUACGAAGCCGCCGAGCCGUUCCGAGGAAAGAAAGGUGAUCGUUUUAGCUGAAAAAUGCAAGGCAUAGACGGCGUGGAACGGAAAGCAUGGCUGGAUAUUCUCAAAGGAGUUGCUCACUUCUGAUGCUGAGCAUCACAUCUUGAAACAUUGGCAUGUACAGAUGAUGGGCACAAAACCAAGAUAUCUGAUGAGUGCGCUCAACAUAUUCCUCUCUUCAACUGGAGUUUGGUGGAGGCUGGAGUCCUUUAUGCUGUAUACUAGUUUAUCAUUGAGCCCGACGACCAUCAAUGCAAGGGCUAUGCAGUUCCCAGAUACCCAAUCACCGUCAACGCCUGCUCGUGGGAAACCCUGCAUUCAAACAAACAAACAAUUUGUCACUGGAUCAGGCGUGGCUGCAUAAUGGUGCGUAGUGUUUUUUCGACGCGUUGGGAUGGCCCAAGUCUCGUUCCUUUUUCGAUUCGAUGGCG
Molecule: messenger RNA, 992 nt
Organism: Exophiala mesophila
Lineage: Eukaryota; Fungi; Ascomycota; Eurotiomycetes; Chaetothyriales; Herpotrichiellaceae
Exons: 2
Coding region: 238-576 (112 amino acids)
Source: RefSeq, a predicted model, not a curated record